Python bivittatus (Burmese python) is the source of this 3263-nucleotide messenger RNA. RefSeq names its product nucleolar protein with MIF4G domain 1 (gene NOM1). Gene Ontology annotation, biological process: ribosomal small subunit biogenesis. The record is from RefSeq and is a predicted model, not a curated record. Gene Ontology annotation, molecular function: protein binding; RNA binding. Gene Ontology annotation, cellular component: nucleolus. NCBI's taxonomy places the organism in Eukaryota, Metazoa, Chordata, Lepidosauria, Squamata, Pythonidae.
GCGGCGCCCCUGCCACAAAGCUUCGCCCGGGACGGGCUGGAUUAUGUGCUGGGAGCGCUGAAGUCCGAGGCCGCUUUCUCGGGCCUCUACGAGAGCGGCGAGGAGGACGAAGAGGGGGAAGGGAGCGGGGCGGAGGAAGGACGCCUGCGCCCGGCGGAGGAGGGCCAGGACGAGGCGGGAAGCUCAGGGGACUCCAGCCCCGAGGAAGGAGAAGGUGAAAGUGAAGACGGAGAAGGGGAGUCCCCUGUCUGGGGAAGCCCGGAGGCGGCAGCCGAGGAACCCGCAGCUCCCAGGGAGUCAGAGGGGAAUCCUAGCCAAGAUGCUGCAAAGUGUGUUCCUCCUCAAAUGCGAAUUCCUGAAGAGCCAAUAGAUGCCAAAAAGAGAGAAGAAUUAGAAAGGCUAAAGAAAACAGUGAAAGGUCUAAUUAAUAGGUUGAGCGAACCAAAUCUAGCUUCUAUAAGUGGGCAGUUGGAAGAACUGUAUAUGACAAACAGUAGAAAAGAUAUGAAUGAAACAUUAACAAAUAUUCUUAUCUGUGCUUGUGUUAUGGAAUCAGCAGUACCUUCCAGACUGCUGUCGGAGCAUGUUCUUUUGGUUAGUGUUCUUCAUCAGACUGUGGGAAUCGAGGUUGGUGCUCACUUUUUGGAAACCGUGGUGAGGAAAUUUGAUGAUGUCUACAAAAGUGAAGCCGAAGGAAAAGAAUGCGAGAACCUGCUUAUCUUAAUUGCUAAUUUGUACAACUUUUAUGUAGUGCAUUCACUGCUGAUUUUUGACAUCUUAAAGAAGUUUGUUAGCACUUUUUCCGGAAAGGAUAUUGAACUAAUUCUGCUGCUGCUGAAGAAUGUGGGCUUUUCCUUGAGGAAAGAUGAUGCUCUAGCACUGAAAGAACUUAUCACUGAGGCCCAGAAAAAAGCGAAUGCAGUAGGGAAACAAUUCCAGGACCAGUCAAGGGUUCGCUUUAUGUUGGAGAUUAUGUUGGCGCUAAAAAAUAAUGACAUGAGGAAAAUUCCUGGUUAUGAUCCAGAGCCAGUUGAAAAAUUACGAAAGCUGCUGAGAACACUGACUCACAAUAAUAGUUCCGGAAAAGAAUCUCAACUUCGUGUGUCGUUGGAGUCUCUCCUCACAGCUGAUCAGGUUGGUCGCUGGUGGAUUGUUGGAUCCUCUUGGACUGGUGCCCCAAUGGUUGACAGCACCAGCAACAAAAUUGAUCAAAUACUACCUGUGGGAAAGGUAAGCUCAAAGAUUCUGAAACUUGCUCAUAAGCAGAGGAUGAAUACUGAUAUCAGGAGAAAUAUAUUUUGUAUUUUGAUGACAAGUGAAGAUUUUUUGGAUGCUUUUGAAAAUCUUUUAAAGCUUAAGCUUAAAGAUCAGCAGGAGAGAGAGAUUGUCCAUAUCCUCAUAGAUUGUUGCCUGCAAGAGAAGACUUACAAUCCCUUCUACGCGUAUUUAUCUGCCAAGUUCUGUGAAUAUGAAAGGCGAUUUCAGAUGACAUUCCAGUUCAGUAUGUGGGACAAAAUCAGAGAUCUGGGAAAUUUGUCUGCUGCUGCUUUCUCCAACUUAGUUAAUCUCUUGACUCACCUGCUAAAGACUAAAUCGCUCUCUCUUACUGUCUUCAAGGUGAUUGAAUUCAGUGAAUUAGAUAAGCCGAAAGUUCACUUCCUACGGCAGGUGUUAUCUGCGUUAUUCCUAAAAACAGAACAAGAAGAGCUCAACCAUAUCUUUGGAAAGUUGGCUGACAACCCCAAGUUGGGGAUGCUACAUGAAGGCUUGAAGCUUUUCCUUACCCAUUUCUUGAUGAAAAAUAUUCAAGCUCACACACGUGUUGAAGAAGGUGCUUUACUAAAAGAGAAAAUUGAACUAGUAACUAAAGCACUGAAAGCAAAAGAGUCAAAACUGAAAUUAUAAUAUCAAGUAUAUUUUAUCGAGUCUCCCUUACAAAAAACAGAGAAAAUAUUUGUGGACUGUGGUGGUAUAUGAUAUACAGAUGUCAUUGUUCUUCACAAAAAUGUGGAGCUAGUUAAGGUUUGAUAUUCAAACUAUUGUACCCAGUUUAGAAAUAUAUGCAUAUAUAAAUGCUGAGAUUUUUGAUGUUUUACAUAUUUUAAUAGUAUAUUAUUAAAACACAAGACAAAAUCACAAAUGAACUUUUGGGGGAUUUUUGAAAAAAUAAAAUUAUAUUUCCAAGGUACCUUGACAUUUUCUUACUGAACCUCUUAUAAAACCAGACAUGGAGCAGUGAAUGGGAUUGCUACAUAAUAGUAAACAUGGCCAAAUUACCAGUAAUUCCAUAUUUCUCAUCCCAUUCUAUUCUCUUUGUAAAUUUUUAUCUUGCGCAUUUAGUCGUUUGGCUAAUACUUUGAUACGCAAUUUUUUCCCAGUGAAAUUUUCUCUGACAGAUAACUCACUAUUAAUGCAGCUGCUAUGCUAUCUUAAAGUGGUGAUUUGUCAUGCAGAAACCUGAGUUCUUCACUGGUUUUUUUUUUUUUAAAUUACCAUUCUAAGUGAUCAGAUGUAUCUUGUACUUAGAGUAAAUGAGAAUAUCAUACUUCAGUAAAACUAAAACAUAAUUUUUUAAUUACUGAUUCGUCUUACUGGUAUAAUUUAUUUAGUUUUCUAAUUCUCCUCUCCCAAGUUCACUUCAUUCUUCAUCGCAUAGUCUUCUCAUUUUACAAUUCUUUUCCUUCUCUCAUCUUUUGAGCAUUCUUAGUCUCAUACAUCAACUUUUUAUCAAAAAUAUUUGAUUGCUUCUGGCAUUACAUUUGCUCACUAAUUUUCCUAAAUCACGCUACAAAGAAAAUUUUAUUUGGAAGCAAUUUAGAAAAUUAAUGGCUUCCUGCCUCAUCGGUAUCUAAAUUUAGCCUGGGUCAUUAAAUCAAACAGAUCAUUAUCAAAAAUAGCACGUGAAUUGUUAAGCAUCGUAGAAUGGUGGCAAAUGCCACUUGAGUUUUGGUCUUCUAUUCAAAACAAACCUUAUUGCUGGAAUGGUGAGAGGAUAAAGGAAAGUUAUGCCACAUACUGUAAUGGGGGAAACAUUUGACAAAUAUUUAUCCAGCCUGGUAAACAUAGCAAACUUAGUGGGGUGGGGGUUAGGCCUCUGCGCAAGCCUGAAAAACAGUGCUGUUGUUUUAAGGAGUCACCUGUAUUAAGAUUACAAAAUGCUAAUAUUGUGAAGUAUAAAUGGAGCGUAUACAAUAUUUCUAUAUAAUAGAAUUUUUCAAACUCUGUCCCAAAGAAUUCUUGGGUUCCAUGAGAACAAAGGGCAA